Messenger RNA from Lotus japonicus, 1775 nucleotides. RefSeq lists its product as uncharacterized. NCBI's taxonomy places the organism in Eukaryota, Viridiplantae, Streptophyta, Magnoliopsida, Fabales, Fabaceae. Bases 428 to 1336 code for a protein of 302 amino acids. The record is from RefSeq and is a predicted model, not a curated record. The transcript has 2 exons.
AACAUAGACAGAGUAGCCUUUGAAAUCGAUGCAACAAAAGACGCGUGUCCUUCUCCUUCUCCUUCUCCUUCUCCUUCUCCACAUGACUCUCUCCUUUGAGUUUGACUCCUUCCAAUUAUAACCUCACAACAAGCUACGCUAUAUUCACCUUUCACUGUAAACCCUCAAAAACUAAAACAAACUCGUUUUUAGUUUUCUUUUCACAGUUAAACCCCUUUUUUCCGCUCCUCCUUCGAAGAAAAUUCAAUUCAACAAACACCAGAUUUCUAUUUUCCAAUUUCACUUCUAACAAAUUCCCCUGGAAUUUCAACUUUGACAAAUUUUCCACCACCACCAGAUUCAAUUUUCCAUCCAACUUUACAAAUAUCACUGUUUGGCGUGGUGGGGUUUCGCAUUUAUCCAAGGAAAAUUCACAACCUGUUCUUAUAUGGAUCAACAGGAUGAAGCGAUUGCAAAGAGUGCGAACUCGUUGAGUUUCCCUGCCCUGAAAACCCACAGGGCGUGCCUCGAAAUCAGGCUCUUCUACGUUCGAAUCUCGCCUUGCGUUGUUGACAGCGUCCCUGACUACCUCACCCUCUGCCAUCCUCACCGCGAGAUCGGCGUUUCCAUUGUAAUCAACGGUUCCGCCGUACCGGGUUCCAAGGCGCCGUCGCCGCUUACCCUGCGGCGGGACCGCGUUGACAAGGAGUCGGCGGAGGUUACGUAUGUCAGCACCGACAGCGUGCGCCUCACUGGAGGUGCGGAGUUUGAGGUGUAUGAGAAGGAGGGGUUGUUCCUCUGUGGGUCGUUGGAGCGGUUGGAUGCUGAUUGGGGAAGUGGGUCGGGGUGGACUAUGGAUUGUCAUCUGGCGACCGGGUCGAUUGGGUCGGGUUCGUCGGCGUUCUUCCGGCCGAAGCUUGGGGUAUCGGCGCCGUCGAUAGAGGUUUAUGUUGCCGGGUGUUGUUCGGGGGUGCCGGUGAUUUUGAGCAAGACCAUUCAGAUGAGCCCCAGGAGGAGAGUACCCAGGCAUUUCACGCUGGAUGCUAUUCCUGAAGAUGAGGAGAUGAUGACGGAGAAGGAGAAUGGUGUCCGGAACGGAUUGAUUCCGCUUCCAAAAUUGCAGAUAACAGAGUCAGAAAUUGAUGAUGAUUAUGAUUCUGAUGGGAAGAUGGGGCAUGUUUUCUACUCUCAAGAGAUGUACCCCGGUGAGGAUGGACAGCUAACGUGGUUCAAUGCUGGUGUUAGAGUCGGUGUCGGAAUUGGCCUUGGGAUGUGCGUGGGGAUUGGGAUCGGUGUUGGACUGCUCAUGCGUUCAUACCAAACGACAACCAGGAAUUUCAGGAGGAAAUUUUUCUAAUGAGCUCAAGGAAUUUGCUAAUUGCUAAUCCACCUUUAUGAGAAGCGCAAGAAAAUAUAUUGGAGUUGGAUAAAGGUUGGGACAUUCCUGAAGGAGGAAUUGAGAAACCAAAGUAUAAAUAGCAGCUUGAAUGCAUGAAGCAUAAGUUUUGUAGAUGUUGUUUUAUAGUUUUGUUAUAGAGUUGAAGAUCAAUUUGCAUUCAUGCUAGUUGUAUCUGAUCCUCCUACACGAUAGAUAUCAAUAAGAGAUAGAGACACAAUGAGGAUGUGGUGUGCCAGCAGGAACUUGUCUUCCAUAAGCUUGCGAUAGAGGUAUUGACUCUGAACAUGUAUUGAGAAUUUUACUGUUUGUUGGCUUGUAGAUAUUGUCAUUUGAUACAAAUUUUGAUACGUAUAUAUAUUUAUGUUCGUAUGGUAAAUGAAUGUCAUUUUCAGUUUGA